ACCAUUUCCAUGCACCAACUCAAAAACUAUCCACCAAACAAUAAUAAUGGCUAACCACCUUCUUCUUCCAGCUGCAACCAUCAUCCUAACCCUCCUCUUUCUCUCUCCUCCCACGGUCACAGCCGCGGACUCUGUAGUCCUAGACAUGGAUGGGAACCCAUUAGAAGCAGGCUCACAAUACUACGUCCUCACAUUAGGAACAAGGGGAGCAGGCCGUGGUGGCUUAACCGCUGAACGCCUCACUGGCCCUUGCCCAUUAUACGUAGGUCAACAUAGGAGCUGGACUCAACAAGGCAGCCCAGUAACUUUCUACCCAGCUGACUCUUCACAGAAAAACAUCACACAAAGUUCAGACGUAAACAUUGCUUUCAACCCAAGCCCCAUCUGCAGAAACCAAGGGGUGUGGCAGUUAAGUUCAAAUGGGCUUGGAGUAUUCCACGUAACUACCAAUGGAGUUAUCGGAAACCCAGGUGCUGAAACCUUCACCAACUGGUUCAAGAUCGAGAAAGCGUCAUCUGAACCUGAUUCAUACAAGAUAGUGUAUUGUUUCGUUGUACCUGGACCUGGUCCUGUACCUGCUCCUCCUGAAACUGGUAAGAAUCGUCCUGAUGAGUACUGUGAACAGUUGGAUGCUACUAUACCAGUACCGCCUUUGGAUUUUUCGUUGUUAAGUUUGGUACCAAUUGAUAAUCCUCUUCCCUUCUUUGGCUUUGUAUUCAAGAAGGUCACUACUACUACAACUACUAUCAGUAGUAGCUAAUUGUCCCUUUGAAGCCCUAAGUGUUCGUUUGAUCUAGGGUCGUCUUUUCUUAUUUCAUGUUAAUGUAAGUACAAUAAAUCUCUAUUAUGACAUGGAGAGUUUCUUUAUCCAAUUAAUUAUUUGGUUUUAUA
This is a messenger RNA of Spinacia oleracea (spinach), 891 nucleotides long. RefSeq names its product 21 kDa seed protein-like. Bases 47 to 760 code for a protein of 237 amino acids. Gene Ontology annotation, molecular function: endopeptidase inhibitor activity. NCBI's taxonomy places the organism in Eukaryota, Viridiplantae, Streptophyta, Magnoliopsida, Caryophyllales, Amaranthaceae. The transcript has a single exon. The record is from RefSeq and is a predicted model, not a curated record.